GGUUUAGGGAAGUUGGGGUUAAUUUCCGCUCGGUAGUGGCCGUUCAUCUAUAGCAGCCGUCAACUCCUCUCUGCCGACAGCCGUCGUCAUGUCCAACAACAAUGCCAGCAACAAUUUAAUUAUCGCUCAGAGGGCCGUGAAGCAGCUCCGGUUAGAGGCCAGUAUCCGGAGGAUCAAGGUGUCCCAGGCUGCUGCUGAGCUGAGAAACUUCUGUCUGCAAAAUGCCUCCAAGGACCCUCUCCUGGUCGGGGUCCCCUCCAGUGAUAAUCCCUUCAGACCUCCCAAGUCCUGCUCCCUGUUCUGAGAAAGAAACAAAGAGGAUUGGCAAAUUUCCCCAUCGAAGGCUUUCUUCACUUCUACUUGAUGUCUCUGUAGAUCUAUCAGCUCCUCUUGGGAUGAUGCAACAUUGGAAUUGGGUGGCGUGGGGUUGGGGUUGGGGUUUGUCCACUUGUUUGCCAAAACUAACGGUCUCAUAACACCCAUCUGUUACAUUAAAGCAGGGCCAAACUACAUGUUCAAAAAAAUUGUUAUUGACACUAGCCUGACUAAUGAUUAAGCUGUCCUUAGUUUACCUAGUGCUUAACAUGCCCCGUGUCAGUUUACUGACUUAACAGUGUCUGUCUCGAGUCAGUGAAAUGCAGUCCAUGUGAUUUGCUACGGAAAGUACAACUUCCUUUUAUAUUUUGUGUGGAAGGUGGAGAAACUAUCAAAUAUUAAUUUAAACCAGGUGCUGUUUCAAGAAUAAGAACAUGUUGUGUUAAAUAUAUGCAUAUAUAUAUAUAUAUGUAUGUAUAUAUAUAUAUAAUAUAUAUAUAUAUAUAUAUAUAUACAUACAUAUAUAUGUAUAGAUACACUGUAUUUCAUGUUGUGUCUUUACAGAACACUAACUGUGUAUGUGGCCAACAGACAUACUACUAGCUUCUGAGCUAAAAUGAUUGGUGUCUUAAACUACUCAUAUAUUUGUGGCAAUAGUAAAUGUGUUACUACUACUCUGAGGUACAAUAACACGGUACAGACUUUUAACACUUUCAGUGCAGGGCAUAUGAUUGUUGAUUAACUGUUCAUCCAGUCAUUUUUGUGUAUAUAUUUAACAGCCUGUUAAGGGUGCUUUUAUUAGCCUAUAUCUGUUCCUGUCUUUAAUUUAAAAAAAACAUGUCAAGGCCUUACACUAUUUGGAUAGUGAAACCUAGUAGUAAAUUUGAUGUAUAUCACUUUAGAUACAUAGAUGUUCACUUUAGAUACACAGAUGUUCAUAGUUAUUCAAAACGUCCAAAUAUUGUUUGUAUUUAAUGAAAAAUGCUGCAGUGACUUGUUGCAAUAAUCAAUUUCCACACUGGAAUCAUGCUCGGAUCAACCAAAACUUUUACUACUGUUAGCCUUUAUCUUUCUUAACUUUGCUACUGUGGGCAGCCUUUUAGAAAUUAAAUGACGUUUUUGGACAAGAA
This is a messenger RNA of Seriola aureovittata, 1445 nucleotides long. RefSeq lists its product as uncharacterized. Gene Ontology annotation, molecular function: G-protein beta-subunit binding. NCBI's taxonomy places the organism in Eukaryota, Metazoa, Chordata, Actinopteri, Carangiformes, Carangidae. Gene Ontology annotation, cellular component: heterotrimeric G-protein complex. Gene Ontology annotation, biological process: G protein-coupled receptor signaling pathway. Bases 89 to 304 code for a protein of 71 amino acids. The record is from RefSeq and is a predicted model, not a curated record. The transcript has 3 exons.